UUUGACAAAUAGGAGGCCACAUCACGUGCGUUUCACUGACACUAUGCUAGAAUUAGAGUCGAUCCUAGGCGACGAUGAUGGUGAAAAUGAAAUGCCUGAUGCAUGCGAACCACCAGUCAAUCUUGUCGCAGGCACUCAUCCAAAAUUAGAUGCAUCCAUUGAUCAGCUUGAUGCAUUGUUUGGUGGUGAAGAUUAUGCGAGAACCCAAUUAGAAGCAGGGAUUCAUGCAAUCAAUGACAAUUUCAACGAAGAGUCAAUAUUUCUCUCCGAACGGUUGAAUGAAGGGUAUACUGAUGAAGAAUUCGCAAACGAAUACCCUGCAAAUAUGAAUUUAGAGAACGAGAAUCCUCAUUUCGACUUUUUUAUAAUUCCUGACAAAGUACUCGAACAUGAGGAGGAUUUUGUAUUACCCAAAGAGUAUUUUGAUAGCAAGAAAAGACCAGAUCCGUCAACGUUUACAUUUUUUCCUAUCCCAAAGGAGAUAUGUAGUACGAAAUUGGAAUUCACUCUUCCCAAAGAAUACUUUCCUAAACCCCGGUCAAAAUUCCAAAAAAACACUUCCAGAAAUAAAAAU
Acaulospora morrowiae is the source of this 574-nucleotide messenger RNA. The record is from the annotation of a GenBank genome assembly. NCBI's taxonomy places the organism in Eukaryota, Fungi, Glomeromycota, Glomeromycetes, Diversisporales, Acaulosporaceae.